CUCUAAACUCACAGAAAGGAUUUUUUGUCUCGCGUUUUUUUCCCCCUUGAUGACAUCUCCGGGCCUCCGUAGAGACAGAUGGGAAGGGGGCAGAGCCAACAUGGUGGCCAAGGUGGUGAAGUUAGCAGUGAUACCGGCUGCUUUGGGUUUGGCUUCAUUCAAAGUUUAUUCCGUGACUGAGGAAAGGACGGACAAGCGGAUUUCCCCACGCGAGUUGUGUAUCUACAACACAGAGCCUCCGGCGCUACAAUAUGUGGAGGAGAAAGCGGGUCACCUGCAGACAGGCUUCGGGCGGAUGAGACUUGGGCUUCAGCGAUUUGUCCAAUCCGUGCAGAACACUUGCAGCUCGGUCAGAGUCGGGGCCGUUUCUUUAUACCAGACUGGACACGACACGUAUAAUUUCCUGAGAGACCCACCCCCUGGUUUCCUGCCCAGAGUUGGUAUAAUCACCGUGUCUGGAUUGGCUGGCCUCAUCCUGGCACGCAAAGGUUCUCGGCUAAAGAGAAUCGGUGUUCCUCUGGUCAUGACGUCUGCUGGUACUGCUGUAUGUUACCCCCUGCAGACUGUCGCAGUUUUACAGGUGACGGCUAAAACGGUGUACGCCACCAGCUCUUUGGUUGCUUCUGCGUUCAAAUCGAACUCCAAAGUGGACGGCGUCGUUCCUGAGAAGUCUCAGACAUCAGAAGAGGAUGGACCAGGAACAGAAGUCCCUCAGCCUGAUGAACUACCACAAAAGGUGCCCAAGGGUGAACCUGGACCACAGCGUGAACCUGUACCAGAAGCUGAACCUGUACCAGAAGCUGAACCUGUACCAGAUUCAAAUGUUGUGGAAGGUUUAGACAUUUCUGACAAUUUGCCUGAAUCUGCUGCCACACCAACUGACACUGCUCCACUUGUAGAGGAAACUACACCUUCUCCUCCUCCAGCUGUAGAGAAAACUACACCUUCUCCUCCACCAGCUGUAGAGAUCACAACCUCUCCUACAGCCAAAGAGAAGCCGCGGUUCGUCCCUGACCCGUCUUUACUGGACCACGGACAGGCUCAUCCUGAAGAUUCGGACUUGUACAGCACCCGAGGAUGAGCGGGAAAACCCGAAACGGACCAGAGUACGAGUGUGACAAUGGAGUUGGGUGGUGGACGGUAACGAAGGAGAACAUUUCUGCUUACAACAAAAACUUGAAUCCAGAGUGAAGAAUUAAUUGCAAUAAAAAACAAAACAACCAACAACA
Molecule: messenger RNA, 1229 nt
Organism: Tachysurus vachellii
Lineage: Eukaryota; Metazoa; Chordata; Actinopteri; Siluriformes; Bagridae
Gene: apool
Product: apolipoprotein O-like
Exons: 9
Coding region: 50-1081 (343 amino acids)
Biological process (GO): cristae formation
Cellular component (GO): MICOS complex
Source: RefSeq, a predicted model, not a curated record